AGAACACAGACCAACAUGGCUGGAGAGGCUGCGGAAGAUCUUCAGUACAUUAACAAGUACAAAACCAAAAUUAUCAGGGCUGCAAACAAGUAUGGAGUGCAGCCUUCUAUCGUGGCUGGCAUCAUCUCCAGAGAGACCAGAGGAGGCAGAGGGGCAGGUCUCUCUAAUGGCUGGGGAGACCACGGGAACGCCUUUGGACUGAUGCAGGUAGACAAAAACUGGCACACACCUAGAGGGGAGUGGGACAGCCAGGAACAUCUUGAUCAAGGAACUGAGAUUCUAAUGGGCUGUUACAAUGAAGUUGCACGGAAAUUUCCCAAUAUGGCCGACAAGAUGAAAGGAGCGCUGGCAGCCUACAACAUGGGUACAGAAAGAAUGAACCCCAACAACGUGGAUGCUCACACUACUCAUGGCAAUUACUCCCGUGAUGUCACUGCCAGGGCCCAGUACUAUGCGAGGAAUGGGUAUUAACUCUGAGAACUCAUCCAUUUCUGACUUUCUGAUUGAUAUCUGUGUCACUUUAUAUGCUUUAUGAUUUUAUGAAUGGAAAUUUCUUAAAGUGAAUAAAUGCAUUUCUGCAGCAAAGUAAUAACAAUGUAUGAUUUAUUAGGUGUCAUUUGCAACGUAUAUCAGUGCAUCA
Molecule: messenger RNA, 640 nt
Organism: Scomber japonicus (chub mackerel)
Lineage: Eukaryota; Metazoa; Chordata; Actinopteri; Scombriformes; Scombridae
Product: lysozyme G-like
Exons: 4
Coding region: 16-471 (151 amino acids)
Biological process (GO): peptidoglycan catabolic process; defense response to Gram-positive bacterium
Cellular component (GO): extracellular region
Molecular function (GO): lysozyme activity
Source: RefSeq, a predicted model, not a curated record